AAUAAAAUAUAACUCUCUCGUCUUCUACUUCGACGCAGCCUCCACCAUCCCCAGCGACUAGAGGACGCUAUUUUAAAUUGGGGAAGUUCAUUUCCUUGGGCAAGUUCAUUGACCUGGUAGUGAACACGGAGAAGACGAUUUUCUUUGCAGCUGAAAUUUUGCAAUGGCUUUUCUGUUUAACAAAUUUCAAGAGGCAGUGAAAGUUCUUGCAAAAAGUCCUACAUUUGCCAGAGAUCCAAGGCAGUUACAAUUUGAAGCAGACAUAAAUCGCCUUUUCCUAUAUACCUGCUACAAUCGUUUGGAGAGGAAUGUUGAAGAGGCAGAUGCAGAAGAGAUCAUUGAAAUGGCUAGUAAAGCUUCUGUUGCUGAUCAGGAGAAGCAAGUCCAAGAAAACAUCCAUUCUCAAAUUGAAAAUUUCUGCACAGCUAUGGAUGAAAUUCUUCUUCCUGAUAUGAAUAAGAAAAGUGAGCCAGGUGAACCACUUGGGCAGUCAGAUACAGCUUCUUGUCAUAGUGGCCUUAGUUUGGCUGUGGGAAAGAGUGAUCAACCUACUGUUCGUCCAGCUAUGUCUGAGACAAGACCAUUGAAAAGUGCAGAAGUUUCAUGGAGGUUGAAAGAUAUCAUUGGCUACACACUUGGUCGGAAGGCAUCUCAGAUACCCCACAAAGAAGCUGGACAAGGCUUAUUUGUAGAUGGUGAAGCUGAUGUUGGCACUGUGAUUGCCUUGUACCCUGGCGUGAUAUACACCCCACCUUAUUAUCGUCAUAUCCCUGGAUUCCCAAGAGUUCAUGCCCAUAAUACAUACUUGAUUACAAGGUAUGAUGGUACUGUUAUCAAUGCCCAGCCCUGGUGUUCUUGGGGCGAAGCCCAUGAAGUGUGGAAUGGAUCACUUGUGCCAGAAAUCAGGCCUAAUGUGCAAAGUAGCGAGAAAGGUUCGGAUCAGUUCUGGAAAAUGCUCAGUAAGCCUUUAGAAGGGAUACAAGUUAGUUGUACUAGUGAGGUCCUAGAGCGGAGGAACCCAUUAGCUUUGGCUCAUUUUGCCAAUCAUCCAGCAAAGGGUAUGGCUCCAAAUGUCAUGAUUUGCCCUUAUGACUUCCCAUUGACUGAGAAGGACAUGAGAACCUAUAUACCAAAUAUACCAUUUGGCAACUCGGAAGAAACGAAUAUUAGAAGAUUUGGCAGCUUUUGGUUUAGAUCUAGGGCAAAAAAGAGUGGGUCUGAUGUUCCUGUUCUGAAGACUCUCGUUUUGGUGGCUACUAGGACACUUUGUGAUGAAGAAGUGCUGGUGAACUACAGGUUGAGCAACUCAAAGCGACAGCCAGAGGGGUAUACUCCAGUGGAUGAAGAGGAAUACCGAAGGAGAUGAAGCUAGUGAGUGAAACUUGAACGUCAAAAGUGUUGUAUAGGCAGGGUUUGUGCCUCAUGGAGCAUACUUAUGUUGCACCAAGGAUCUGGCUUGGAGCGUACCUCAUUUUCUUCUUAAUUUUUAGGAAUUGAACUCUCAGUUUUCAACCUCUUAAAAGCUAGAACGUCUAGGUUUGAUAGGUUGGACUAUAAUUUAGACUGACAGGACUGGAUUAUCUUAUUGAGUUAGCAAAACUUUAGGGGUGAUAAUUUUGAGUUACUUGGUCUUUUUCAAUCAUUUGUUUGAUUCUCAAGUGUAAAAAUAACCCAAUUAAAGAUGGUGAAUCUUUCAUAUGUUGGAAUAGAAGGGGCGGCAACAUUCGGUCUA
Hevea brasiliensis (rubber tree) is the source of this 1732-nucleotide messenger RNA. RefSeq lists its product as uncharacterized. The record is from RefSeq and is a predicted model, not a curated record. Lineage: Eukaryota; Viridiplantae; Streptophyta; Magnoliopsida; Malpighiales; Euphorbiaceae. The transcript is spliced from 4 exons. Bases 164 to 1366 code for a protein of 400 amino acids.